UGGUUACCCAGUCAGUAUCCAAGCUUAUCGGAGCCCCGAUCUUCUCCAUAGUGAACGAUGACAAUGGCAGUUGUAACCAGAAGAAAAUUGGUUUCCUUUGUUCGUUCAACUUCAACAACCCCUUUUCUCAAUCACACUCAAUAUUCAAACUUUCUCUAUAUUCUCUCUUCUUCUCAUCCUCAUUUCUCUACUACUUCUUCUUCUUCUUGUUCCGAGGAUAAAUUUAAAAAAUGGAAAAAUGGUGGUGGAAUUUUCCAUGAAUCAGCUUGUAUUGACUCAACGGCUUUUCUAGAUGUUGGAGCUAUUGUUCAUUCGGAAUCUGUUGUUGGUUCAAAUGUUCGUAUUGCUUCCGGAACUGUGGUUGGACCUUCUGUUUCUAUUGCUCAUUCAACAAUUAUUGGGUUUAACGUAUCACUUAGUAAUUGCAGUAUAGGCGAUUCAUGUGUAAUUCACAAUGGAGUCUGCAUCGGUCAAGAUGGAUUUGGAUUUUAUGUGGAUGGUGAUGGUCACAUGAUAAAGAAGCCGCAGAAGCUGAAUGUAAUAAUAGGGAACGGUGUGGAAAUUGGUGCAAAUACAUGCAUUGACAGGGGCAGCUGGAGAGAUACGUUUAUUGGGGACAACUCGAAGAUAGAUAAUUUAGUUCAGAUUGGUCACAAUGUAGUUAUUGGGAAGAAUUGUAUGCUUUGUGGACAAGUAGGGAUUGCAGGCUCAGCAACCAUAGGAGAUUAUGUGACGAUGGGAGGAAGGGUAGCAAUACGAGAUCAUGUAUCGAUUACAUCAAAGGUUCGACUUGCUGCGUUAAGUUGUGUAACCAAGGACAUCACAGAACCUGGAGACUACGGUGGCUUUCCUGCUGUUUCUAUUCACAAAUGGCGGAGACAAGUUGCCAGCAGUUUUGCAGUUAGAGGAGUCUGAAUACUUGCCUCACAGAAUCAAUAUGUAGUGACUAGUUAACACAUUUUUUAAUGCUAAAUCUUAGUUUUGUUAAGCCUACCAUUACAUUGCAAGAUUAAAAUAUGUCUUAGAUUACGAAUUAUUUAUUUACGGUUUACACAUUAUAUGUACAACAUAAUUUCUUACUUGGAAGAAAUUUUCUUAACGAGCAUCAAUCCAAAACCUAGUCAUUUUGUCUCA
This is a messenger RNA of Medicago truncatula (barrel medic), 1134 nucleotides long. RefSeq names its product probable UDP-3-O-acylglucosamine N-acyltransferase 2, mitochondrial. The coding region runs from base 58 to 915 and encodes 285 amino acids. The transcript has 10 exons. Gene Ontology annotation, biological process: lipid A biosynthetic process. Lineage: Eukaryota; Viridiplantae; Streptophyta; Magnoliopsida; Fabales; Fabaceae. The record is from RefSeq and is a predicted model, not a curated record.